Molecule: messenger RNA, 191 nt
Organism: Symbiodinium sp. CCMP2456
Lineage: Eukaryota; Dinophyceae; Suessiales; Symbiodiniaceae
Source: the annotation of a GenBank genome assembly
GCAGUUUGGCGAUUUCUCACCGUGCCACUCAGGGUGUAUCCCGAUUUUCUGCUGCUGGGCGAGGUCCGAACUGGCACCACGUCAAUGGCAGCCCACCUUCGCAGCAUCGGCUGCAUUGGCCCAUUUUCCGCGUGGAUCCAUCCACUGGCCACUGAUAAGGAAUCCUUCUACUUCGCCGGGCACUACUUCGG